This is a messenger RNA of Aspergillus caelatus, 2106 nucleotides long. RefSeq names its product heterokaryon incompatibility protein-domain-containing protein. NCBI's taxonomy places the organism in Eukaryota, Fungi, Ascomycota, Eurotiomycetes, Eurotiales, Aspergillaceae. The record is from RefSeq and is a predicted model, not a curated record. The coding region runs from base 1 to 1956 and encodes 651 amino acids. The transcript has a single exon.
AUGCAAGCAGACACCUUCAAUACUCUCUCAAACAUCCGACGUCAAACCGACUCAUCUAUUGUAUCCACAUUGCUUGACCUUCAAGAGGACGCCCGAUUCGAUAACCGGACUUAUGAAUGGAUCAGAAAGUUGGAGGUCAUUUACCUCAAGGCUUCUACUGGAGGCUCUAAGAGGCGCUGGGAUAAUGAAAUAAUAACUGGCCAGGAUGCAAAGAAAUUGCUCUGCAGAAGGCGUAUCAAUGCAUACGAUCCAAACAAGAAAUAUAUCGCUGUAUCUUAUACCUGGGAAUCUCCUUUGAACCAGGAUAGCUCUCAGGAAGCGUAUAUAGUACAAUCCAGGGACCGAGCUAAUGCGCAUUCAAGCAAAGUAAGAGAUCAGGUGCUUGAUAGGGUCAUCGCAUAUGCAAAGUACUGCGAAAGCAGGGAGGGCCCUGUCCAGGGUUUCUGGCUUGAUCAGGAAUGCAUUGACCAAGAGAACGAAGCCGAAAAGCAGCGUGCUAUACAAUCCAUUGAACAUGUGUAUAGUCAUAGUGCCUUCCCAGUGGCAUUGCUUUCGGUCCAGAUCAAAUCACAGGAUCAAUUGAAAAGAUUGAUAUCCGUCCUUAAGACGGAGAAUCCACCAGGAAAUCAUGAAAGGGGCUGGGUCCGCGGCAUUCUCAAGCUUCUCCAUGAUAUCACAUCUGAUCUCUGGUGGAGAAGGGGUUGGACAUUUCAGGAAGACUAUUGCGCGUCAACAAAAAUGUGCCUUUUGAUCCCUCACUCUUCAUCUUUAAAGGAGCUCAAAGAGAAGAACCACCGCAUCCUUGGCAAGCUGGAGGGCGAACUUUGCAUCAAAUCCACGGACUUUCGCUCUCGGGUUACUAAAUUCUGCAUGUAUUAUCGAAGGGAACCAGAAUUCGAGGCCAUGUGUGUGGAUAUUCUAGACCGAGCUUCAAAAUACGAUGUUCAGCUAUUAGAGUUCGAUCUCGAGGGAAUGCCAACGAUAAGGCAGUCCAUGUCUCCAAUAAUAUUCUCUAAUGUUGGGAAGCGAGGGAUCACAGUGGAGUCGGAUCGUCUGGCAGUGAUUGCCAACUGCUUAGACUACAGUUUCCGACUCGAUACCCGACGAAUCGAGCGAAAAAGAUGCAGUUUGAGCAUUGCCAUGCUGGCUUUGUUCUUACUAAAUGGAGAAAUUCUUGUGAACGGCCCGAGCUAUUCUGAAACCGCUCUUGGAAGCAACAUAUUCGAGUAUCUGGAGAAACAGUCACUUCGCACAUUUCAGACACCUGAUAUUGAUCAAAAACUUAGAUUCAUCAAACGUUGUCGUUUCGCGAAGGUGAAGUUGUCGGAAGAAGGAAUUCUAACGUCGGGUCACCUCUGGCGGUUGGGUAAAAUCGUGGAGGAUGCCAGAGGAACGGAACCACCAGUCCAAGGACGCAAUUACAAAUUGAACAGCUACCAAAGAAAGCGUUUGGGCCAGCUCGCUAGUCAUUUGGGCUCAGGGGGGUGUGGAAGUCGGUAUGAAUGUAUUGCACAGGCUAUCGAUACAUAUCUGGACGAAGACAAAAGGUGGGAGGGUGAGGGCAUCACAUUUUCCAAAUUCUACAAGGAUCUCAUGGCCGAAGAGAUUGUCAAGGCAAUGGAUGAUCGAUAUUCUUGUCGGCUUCGGCUUGGCUCAUUAAUUCCUCGGGAUGAGUGCAGAGGUAAUAAUCCGUACAGCGGAGUUUUUAUCAGAGAGGCAGGCCAUCGGUGGACAGAAAAAGAAACGUAUGUUUUUACCGCAGUUUGGUCGGAUGACAAGACUAUAGACGAUAUCGAGAAGCAUCUCUCUUUAGAGGUUGAGUUACUUGGCUCAUCCAACAGAUCGGACCCCAAACGGUUAGUUAUCAAACGGUGGAUUAAUGGGUUGUUCUUUUUUGAUAGCUCCAGUCCGGUUACCGACGUGGUGUUUCCUUGGCCAAAUUCUUUCCUGGUUUAAAAAUGGAAAGUCGUUUCGUUGGUAUUUGUGCCUUUAUAUCUGAGUCGGAAAAGAUUCGUAUACACAUCAAUAGCAACGAUUAAAGAGUCACACCAAUAAACUCCCCCAGCUUCUUCUUAUCCAGAAUCUCUCCUUCGACCAGCUUCCCUG